AUUCCUCCAUAGCCUCACCCAUCCACUCUCUCUCUCUCUCUCUAUCUCUCUUUCUCUCUCUCAUUUUUGUGUUUGAGAAAGAAAGAAAUAUAUGGGUAGCAUUGAGGCACAAAGGACAAUAACUGGCUGGGCAGCCACUGACCCUACUGGAAUUCUAGCACCUUACACUUACAGUCUCAGAGACACCGGUCCAGAAGAUGUUUACGUCAAGGUAAUCUGCUGUGGAAUUUGCCACACUGAUCUUCAUCAGAUCAAGAAUGAUCUUGGCAUGUCCAACUAUCCCAUGGUUCCUGGGCAUGAAGUGGUAGGUGAGGUAGUGGAGGUGGGUUCAGAUGUGAGUAAGUUCAGAGCAGGAGACAUAGUGGGAGUGGGAGCCAUUGUUGGAUGCUGCAGAAACUGCCAUCCAUGCAAAAGGGACAUAGAGCAAUACUGCAACAAGAAAAUUUGGUCCUAUAACGAUGUUUACACCGAUGGUAAACCCACCCAAGGAGGCUUUGCUAGCUCCAUGGUUGUAGACCAAAAGUUUGUGGUGAAGAUACCAGAAGGGAUGGAUCCAGAACAGGCAGCACCACUAUUGUGUGCAGGAGUGACAAUUUACAGUCCACUGAGUCACUUUGGGUUGAAGCAGAGUGGGUUGAGAGGAGGGAUAUUGGGGCUUGGAGGAGUGGGACACAUGGGGGUGAAGAUAGCCAAGGCCAUGGGCCACCAUGUGACUGUGAUAAGCUCUUCUGAUAAGAAAAGAGAGGAGGCAUUGGACCAUCUUGGCGCUGAUGAGUACUUGGUCAGCUCUGAUGCCACUAAAAUGCAGGAAAAGACUGACACACUGGAUUACAUCAUUGAUACUGUGCCUGUGUUUCACCCUCUUGAGCCUUACCUUUCUUUGUUGAAGCUAGAUGGGAAGUUGAUCUUGAUGGGUGUUAUUAACACUCCUCUGCAGUUUCUCACUCCAGUGGUUAUGCUCGGGAGGAAGACAAUCACUGGAAGCUUUGUUGGAAGUAUUAAGGAAAUAGAGGAGAUGCUUGACUUCUGCAAAGAGAAGGGCCUGACUUCCAUGAUUGAAAUCAUCAAGAUGGACUAUGUUAACAAAGCCAUUGAAAGGCUGGAGAAGAAUGAUGUUAGAUACAGAUUCGUAGUGGAUGUUGCUGGAAGCAAACUUGAUCAGUGAAAACAAAAUACACUUGAGAGUGACUAAAAGCCUUUUUUUUUUUUUUUUUUUUUUGUGCUUCUUUUGUGUGAAUUCUGUGUUUUCCCAUAAUAAGAAGUCAAGACAGUAUAUCUUAAAUAUUGAUUUGA
This is a messenger RNA of Quercus robur (English oak), 1293 nucleotides long. Its product is annotated as probable cinnamyl alcohol dehydrogenase. The transcript is spliced from 5 exons. Gene Ontology annotation, biological process: lignin biosynthetic process. Gene Ontology annotation, molecular function: cinnamyl-alcohol dehydrogenase activity; zinc ion binding. The record is from RefSeq and is a predicted model, not a curated record. Lineage: Eukaryota; Viridiplantae; Streptophyta; Magnoliopsida; Fagales; Fagaceae. The coding region runs from base 92 to 1165 and encodes 357 amino acids.